Molecule: messenger RNA, 1074 nt
Organism: Mus caroli (Ryukyu mouse)
Lineage: Eukaryota; Metazoa; Chordata; Mammalia; Rodentia; Muridae
Source: RefSeq, a predicted model, not a curated record
AGGCGCGGCGCUGCCUCUCUCUGCUGGUGGCCCGCCCUCCCUCCUCCCCUCCCUCCCCUCCCCGUCCCCUCUCCCUUCCUCAGGCCCGCGCGUCUUCCUCCCGCACGCGCCGUCGUUAGCGGAGCGCUCGCCGGUGCGCGCCUUCCUUGUCCCUCAGGCAGCGGGGCGGGCGCGACCCUGCUCCACGCUCGCGGUUCCCGGCGAGGAGCGUACCACCAGAGCACGGGGGGAGCCGGCCGCCCUGCCGCCCGCGCCUCGGCGACCCCGCGGGGCUGAGGCGACGCCGCACCCGGCAGCCUGAGCGCACAGCCGGCCUUGACCCAGAGCUCGGAGCCGCGAGCGCCGCGCCCUCCGCCGGCCCCACCCAUCCGGACCGCGGCCAUGGCCGAGACCGAGGAGCGGAGCCUGGACAACUUCUUCGCCAAGAGGGACAAGAAGAAGAAGAAGGAACGGAGCAGUCGGGCGGCCAACGCGGCGAGCGGCGCGGGCGGGAGCAGCGCGGCGGCGGGCUCCAGGCCGGGCGAUGGCGGGAGCUUGGGCUCCGGUGCCAGGUCGGGCGACGGCGGGAGCUUGGGCUCCGGCGCCAGGUCGGGCGACGGCGGGAGUUCGGGCUCUGGUGCUAGGUCCGGAGACGGCGGGAGCUCGAGGUCCGGAGACGGCGGGAGCGCGGGCCCCGCCGGCAAGGCCAUAACGAAGGAUGAAAAUGAGUGGAAAGAAUUUGAGCAAAGAGAGGUUGAUUACAGCGGAUUAAGAGUUCAGGCAAUGCAAAUAAGUGAAAAGGAAGAUGAUGAUAAUGAGAAGAGAGAAGAUCCAGGAGAUAAUUGGGAAGAAGGUGGAGGUGGCAGUGGAGCAGAAAAAUCUUCAGGUCCCUGGAAUAAAACCGCUCCGGUACAAGCGCCUCCUGCUCCAGUAACAGUUACAGAAACCCCGGAGACAGCAAUGCCCAGUGGUGUAUACAGGCCUCCUGGGGCAAGGCUAACCACAACAAGGAAAACGCCACAAGGACCACCGGAAAUAUACAGUGACACGCAGUUCCCAUCCCUGCAGUCCACUGCCAAGCAUGUAGAGAGCCGG